AUAUUCAUCAUUGGCGGCCAUGGAAACUUCAUCACAGCCUAUCUCCGUUGAAAGCUUUUCAUACAGUUGGUUAGUGAACUUAAAGCCUUCUCUAGAUGGUGUAGACAGCUCGCUUCGAGGUUCGCUCGAUGCGUACGACGAAGCGUCGUUCAUCGAGAUGGACCCGAGGAUGCCGCCUUCGAGGAGAUUCUUCCGAAACUCUAAUGAUUUUAAGUUUGAUUUCCCCAUUUCACAGUCUCCCCUCGCCCUUGUCCAUGCCGAUGAACUCUUUUCCGAAGGUCGUGUCAUGCCUUUCUUCAUCAACAAUUCGAAAAAGAUAGAGGCCUGCGACGUCUCCGGUCCGACCCCGACGCUGCCUACCGCUCCACGUGCGCCGGACCUCGAUGUUCCGCGAUGUAAAACGAAUCGUCACCCUUCUUUGAGAAGGUGCCGAAGGUUAUCCAAGCGGAUAUUUUCCAAGUACUUCAAUUUCCUUCGUCCCUUAUACCGAAGUGUUUUACAACGAAGCAAGUCGAGUGGUACUAGAGCCAAUUGUGUUGAUCCAAGAGGUCAUGUGAGGAAGAACUGGCUAUAUUCGACCACCGGAACAUCCCCUCGGAUCAGCGUUGCGCACUCGGCCGACGAAUGGCGAAAGUCGUGUGAUUCCGAAAGCUCGAUCUACGAGGCAGUCCUCCAUUGCAAAAAAUCAAUCGGAAAAUAAAUGGAAGAGAAAUACUACAGCAAAGCAAUAUUUUAGCGAGCGUAAAGAAAAUCGACUGGCAACUUGUUAUUUGUCCUUGUUUUCAGCUGUUCUGACAUUGACAAUGUACAUUUUUGGACCGUACGGAUGGUAAAACUUGUAGGGGCUCACAACUUAAAGAACAUCUCUCCAUUUCUGUGAAGUUUAAAUUUUCUGAAUACAAUAAAGGACUUUUGUUUCA
Messenger RNA from Hibiscus syriacus, 920 nucleotides. Its product is annotated as probable membrane-associated kinase regulator 6. The record is from RefSeq and is a predicted model, not a curated record. The transcript is spliced from 2 exons. The coding region runs from base 20 to 700 and encodes 226 amino acids. Lineage: Eukaryota; Viridiplantae; Streptophyta; Magnoliopsida; Malvales; Malvaceae.